CCGCUGAAGUGGUACAAUCCGAUUUCAAUAUGGCGGCCGCGACUUUGAAAAUCUGAACGGGCAGAGAAGAUAAUAUUCACAUGAAUAAUUUUGUAGUACGCUGCAUCUAUACAUUCAUACGUGUUUUAUUUAAUGUAAUUAUCAUUUCACUGUUGACCAAAGAAUAUGGUGAAGACAGAAGAUGUAUCAACCAUGGCGGACGGCUGGACAGAGGUGUUUGAGAGGAGCCGGUUGGUCCCACCGCCCAGUCAGACAGUCCACCUGGCUGUGGAAAGCCACUUCACCCAGUCCCUUGGCUUCCAGCUCAGCCUCAACCGGCUCACCGCAGCUCACCUCCCGCAGGAGGUGUCAGGGGGCGAAAAUGUGACCUACCAGCUGCGUGUGACCCUGUUUGAUAAAAAUCACCUGUACUUCUUUGGGAAAACAUGGAAGAGUCAGCCUCAGAGGAUGAAAAACAGCAAGAUCUCCUUCAAUGAGGUCCUGUACUUUCAUACAUCUCUGCAGUUGCCCAGCACAGUGGUGGUUCUGGAGCUUGUGUCCUUGUCACCCAGGCCAGACGGCUCCCAGCAUGCCCUGGGGCGAGGCUUCACUCUCUUGGAGCUUUUUACCAACAGACCAGAGGUUCCGACUGAUGGGGACAGAAGGCUGAACUUACACCAUGGAUCACCAAGAGGCCUUCUUCAUCCCCUCCUGAAGGACACUGUUGACUAUGGCAGUCUCCUGAAGACCAUUGAUGGAGCACAUCUGGAAUGUGUGAUUAAAAAUCACCCCGUGCUGGCCUCCGUGAUGCAUCUCCUUCCAGAGAAUGUCCUUAUAUCUGGGGAUGAGAACAUUCCCGGGCUUGCAGCUUCUCCAACAGGAGAUGCUCUGCUGAGGCCUCAGCUGCUCAAGAUGCUCCCCUUCACCCUGAGCAGACUGACCAUCACCCUCCAGCCAUCCCUGGAGAAGUUUGAGAGCCAGCUGCUACAGCUCAUCAAUGCUGACUGCCAAAAUACAAAACAGCCUGGACCGGAAGGUGCACUGAAAACAGUUGUCAUCCAGGAAAGGAGGCUUCACGUCGGAGUCCACAAUGGCUGGUGUUUCCUCAACAAGCCCCAAGUGGUGGUGCUGGAGCCCCUAGCCUCGGGGGCCAGAGGCCGAGCCGACAGCGCCUCCAAACAGAGCACCCUGACCAAGGACAGCUCGACAGCAUCAGCCCCUCCUCAGAUGCUGGGCCUUCGGAGCAACUUGGACCUCAGGCUGACCAACCAUCCAGCUUUGGCAAUCGUCUUCCAGCUGGAGUUUGUCUUCUCUGCUCCAAUCGGCCGGGAGACGAUGCUGUCUGCCACCUCCACAUCCCGAGCAGCCUUCUUGCAGUGCCUUCGUUGGGGGAUCUGGUGCCCCUUCAAGGAGCCGGCUGACUGGAAGGGGGGAGAGAUACGGCUUGCUCUGCAAGGAGGCGCGAAGCCAAACCCUUACGGAGUCAUGGUCUACAGCACAGAGAUGCCUGCCAAGAGUCAGAGCCCUGCGCCACUCUCAGCCCCAGGCACAGCUCAGGGACAGGAUACGAUAACGUUUCGGCUGUUGUCCAGUCUGGAGAAGAAGUCACCCAGCCCAAAGGCUUCUCUGAGGACAAAGCAGCAGGAUGCAUCACGUCAGAGACGAUCACCUUCAUCACCUUCACAGGGUCGAAAAUAUGUUCCACCAGCUUCUCCACCGGAUUCUCCUCAAGGCCCCGGGCUCUCACUGUCUCAGCUGGCAGCUACUUCACGCUACCCGACCAUCAGCCACUCCAGCUCGGCGUUACCAUGGCAACAGUCGUUUCCUUCUCUGCUCCAUCCUUCCCCGUUGGCAUCGGCCCACCAGCUGUCACAUGUCGCCUACUCAGGUGUCAGCAACAUAGCCCACCUGGAAAUGGACCUUCAGCGGGAUGGGGACGUGUCACCUUCAGCUCUAGAUGAAGGAGACCAACUUCAGGAGCUGCCCUUCACCCCUGUCCAUGCCCCUGUCAUCACACUGGGGAUGAACGUGCCUAGUUCCUGCUCAGUCAGCUCCAGGAGCUCAAUGGCACACCUCUACUCCGCUGGCUUCCCUGACAUUGUCGACUGUAGCGGGCAGGUGGCGGAAGUCCUGGACCCCACAGAGCCCGUGCCCUUUGACCCCCAGCGCGAGGAGACUGACCAGCUACAGGGCAACCUGCUGGUGUUCCAGUUUCUGGCGUUUAGCAGAAUCCCAACAGCGGGUGUCGGUCCCAAUUGGCCCGACAACAUCUACUUCACCUUCCAGUUCUAUCGCUUUCCACCUGUCACAUCGCAGCAGCUCAAACUGCUGACCAGUGACAAGGUUCAACAGAAAGUUGGCGAUCCACUUCCCUGUGUGCUGGCCUCUAUCAACAAAGACGGCACUGUCAACACUGCCUCUCCGGGCCUGCAGGUGCAGUUCAGAGUAGAUGAUGGUUUCCUGAGGCCAGGAGAGAAGCGUUGGUUCCUGCGCUACCUGGCCCUCCACACCAUGCACGUCGACAUCUGGGACAGCGACUCACUGCUCCUCAUCGGUUCUACCGCCAUAGAGCUCAAGUACAUGUUGCGUCAGGGUAAGUCAGCUGUGCAGGCCCUUCAUGAGGUGGAGGUUCUGACCACUGAUUAUGUCGGAGAGGACACCCUGCUGACUAGCGCAGAUUUGGGCCAACGGUCAGCCAUCAGCCCCAUGACGGUCCACACCAUUGUCAGGGGCCGGCUACACAUACGCACAGGCAACAUAGGGUGCCCUGCAGAUCAGAGCAGGCGGGCAGCAGAAGCCAUGCAGUCUCAUUCUCACAUCAUCACACCUCGCGAAGUAACGGGCGGCUUCAGAGGAGGAAGCCUGACCUCCAGGAACAUCCUCCAACUCAAUGCCGCUAACACUGCACAGGCACACAGACUGGAAAUAGAUCGCGUGCCGUCAUUCAGACGUGGGAUCAGAGCUGACACCGUCGUGCCUGGAGAGCACAGCCUAAACGGGCCCGACGAUGAGCGCCACAAGCUCAACUGCAUGGCCGCCGUACGGCAGCGGGAGGGCAAGGAAGAUGCCAAAGCAUCUAAGGUCACGGAUCGGAAUAAGGAAGCCCGGUUGGCCAAAGAACUUUAUCCAAUCAAACCCACUGAAGAGCGCAAUAAAGCGGAGGGCAUUGCCAACAUGCUGAGCCAGGCCAUCACCACCCAGCACCUGCUCUACGCCAGCCUGGGCUCUGCUGAGUACAUGGAGUUUGUCCUUAAAAAUCCCUUCAAUGUACCUCAGACGGUCACUAUUCACAGCGACGACCCUGAGCUCAGUGUCAUCACUAACACAGACGAGUGGGGUUACUUCAAAGCACUAACCAAAACUCUGACUCCGCUGGAGGAGAACAUGUUCCACUUGGAGGAUGGUACUGCAGGUCCCAGGGUUUACCUAAGACCCAAGGAAAGCAUCCAUAUUCCCCUGAAGUACCAGAGCUUUCUCUGCGACCACACCAUGAGCCCUCAGGGACCAAGCUUCCUGCCUACAGGCAAAGGUUCUCAGGUGGCCAAGAAGAAUCUUUCCAACAUUGUUGCUGCCAAGACUGUCAAGGUUACAUUCAAAGCUGAAGACGGCAAGCCGAUGGCCAUCUGCCAGGUGAACGUGGAGCCAACGCCUCAUGUUGUCGACCAGACUUUCCGACUUUAUCACCCUGAGCUUUGCUUCCUCAAGAAAGCCAUCCGCCUGCCACCCUGGCAUGACCCCACAGUUGGAGACCCAAGUGCCAGGAUGCGCAUAUCUGUACGCUGCAGUGACCCUAACGUCAUCUGCCAGACAAGGAUGCUGGUACCAGGGGAGCCCCAGGAUGUGUACUUGAAAGUGCCAGGGAGUCCCAGUCCACACAUAAAAAUGUUCUUUGUGAUGGUUUUUACUGACAAGUGGAUGGCAGCGCCCUCCCAGAUCUGGCAGAUUUACGUGCAUUUCCUGGAGCGGGUGGAUGUCAGCUGUGUGAGUGGCCAGCGGAGCUGUCAAUCACUGGUGCUGAGGGGGCGGCAAGCUGUUCGCAAGGUCAAAUGUUUCUCAUCACACCCCCAGGAGAUUGAGGUGGACCCAGACAGUGUGUUCAUUCUGCCUCCUGCAGCAGUGCAGGAACUCCAGCUGAAGGUGCAACCAUGGCGGGCAGGAAGUCGCUUCUUGUAUGUGAACGCAGUGGACGUUGAGCACCGGCGGCUCGUCACCUCCUGGCUGCUCUGUCUCAACGUCCACCGACCCAUACUGUCAAAGGCGUUUGAAGUGUCCGUUCCAGUCAGCGGCUGGCGUGGCAACUCCAGGAAAAUCACCUACGUCAACCCCUACACCAGCAGCCGCACGUUUCUGCUCCGCUCGGACCAUCCAGACCUGCUUCAGUUCAAAGAGGAUAAAUUCCAGAUCGGCGGGGGAGAGAGCUACUCCAUCGGGCUAAGAUUCGCCCCCAGCCAGAGUCCCGGCUCAACGGAGAUCCUCGUCUACGUGAACAACCUGGAGGAGAAGACGGAGGAGACGUUCUGCGUAAAAGUCAAUUACUCAUGAUUAUGCUCGCGAAGACAGCGAGUUACAACUGCUUCCUGGAAAGGUGUACUGGUUUGUGUUCCAGGUGUAUUUUUCUUUGCAUUACAUUGAACUAAAAUGAGUACUUUUUUCUACUUGGUGUUUUGAACUUUGUAGUCCUUUAUAUUUUUAGACAGAAAUAAACUUUCUUUUGUAAUUGCAUUAUUGUUUCUGUUUAGUUUUUCAGAUCUUUUGUACAGGGAUGAAUGAAUGAGAGGGUUUGUGCUGCUUCAUGAACUUUAAACAGACACCUGAACAUGACACUUCACUCAAACUAAUAUUAAAAGUAUUUCUGUGCAUUAAAGAGACAUUGAUGGUGUGAAAAAAAAAUCUUCAAAAGUAACUAAAUAUAUACAUGAUUUUGUGUUGUGUUAUCAGCAAAGUAGCAAAAAAAAAAACAAAAUCAAACCCCCAACAACACUAAGUCUCAAUUGUGAUCCGUCCCCCUCCGAAAUGUCCGGCAAAUGUCUGUCAAAAGGUGGACCGAGGGUGAAGGCAA
Messenger RNA from Acanthopagrus latus (yellowfin seabream), 5038 nucleotides. RefSeq names its product nephronophthisis 4 (gene nphp4). Gene Ontology annotation, biological process: protein localization to ciliary transition zone; negative regulation of canonical Wnt signaling pathway. Lineage: Eukaryota; Metazoa; Chordata; Actinopteri; Spariformes; Sparidae. Gene Ontology annotation, cellular component: ciliary transition zone; ciliary basal body; cytoskeleton. The coding region runs from base 166 to 4521 and encodes 1451 amino acids. The record is from RefSeq and is a predicted model, not a curated record. The transcript is spliced from 29 exons.